AUGGCUCAAAAGUCACGUACUCGUCCUGGAAAAAAAUUGUUUCGUCUUCACGCCAAGGCUUACAAGGUUCUCGAUCAUAUUGAUGACACUCCUGCAUCAGUUGACACAGAUCCCGAGUACCUCCAAUGGGCUGAAAUCGAUGCACAUGUCCUUCAAUGGAUAUACAACACCUUGUCUGAUGAAUUGAUGGUCCGCAUCUUAGAGACUGAUACCACUGCCCAAGCCGCUUGGAAUAAACUCAAAUCAACUUUUCUCAACAACAAAGGGUCACGUGCAGCAGCCCUUGAACAGGAAUUCACAAGUCUUACCUUGGGAGCAUGUUCGUCUAUGAAAUCUUAUUGCCAAAAACUUAAAGAUCUUGCUGAUCAGCUUGGAGAUGUUGAGAACCCAGUCACUGAGUCUAGACUGGUCUUACAAAUGGUUCGUGGGUUACCACCGGAGUUUGAUGUUGUCGGGGCCUACAUCAAUCAAAGCUCUCCGUCCUUUGAAACAGCUCGCAGCAUGUUACAACUUGAACAACGCAGACAAAAAGCUAGACAAAAUCAAACCCACACGGUUCUCGCUGCUCCUACUUCUGUCGAUAGGACAUCACAAAACGAAGCAGCUGGUCAACGCAAUCAAGGUCAACCCUACAACAACUACUCGGCCAGAGGUAUAGGCACUCGCGGGCUAGGCUUUACUGGUCGAGGACGUGGCAAAAGCUUCAGGGGACGUGGCGGUCGUGGCCACCAAAACUGGAACCAAGGAAAUCAAUGGCAACAACAAGGAUGGAAUGGAUCGCAAUCAUGGUAUCCACCUCCAUCACCAUACCCUUCUCAUGGACGAAUCAAUCCACAAAUCACUGGGCUAAUCACACCUACGGGCCAGUGUCAAUAUUCUGGACCCACAACACAACAUGGGCCAAUUAGACCUCCGAUGUAG
Lactuca virosa is the source of this 921-nucleotide messenger RNA. Lineage: Eukaryota; Viridiplantae; Streptophyta; Magnoliopsida; Asterales; Asteraceae. The record is from the annotation of a GenBank genome assembly.